Molecule: messenger RNA, 1737 nt
Organism: Engraulis encrasicolus (European anchovy)
Lineage: Eukaryota; Metazoa; Chordata; Actinopteri; Clupeiformes; Engraulidae
Product: probable serine/threonine-protein kinase irlF
Exons: 3
Coding region: 766-1737 (323 amino acids)
Source: RefSeq, a predicted model, not a curated record
AGCAAUGAACAAGGGAGGAAGAGGUUGGUCAAAAUCAUUGAAACCCUUUGCAUGUAAAUUAAGCCAAUAUAGCCCUGUACGAGUCACAAUUUUGGAAUCCUAUGAAUUAUUUAUUUUGGUUUUAGCAUACUGGUAAUCCACCACAGCUAGGAUGGCGCGCUAUUCGUGUUCCUGUCACAUAGCUAACAACCAGUUCCAAAACUAGCGCUAGCAGCUUUGUCUUUGCUCUGGAGUAGUUGUAGUAGAACUAGAUUCAUUUUAAAAUGUGUUAGCAUGUGCGAUGUUGCUGUUCAUCAGAACCCAACGUCAGUACCAUAGUAAACAUUGCUCAUUAGCGACUGGAAACAGCACGCUCGUCCGUGCAUGUGUACCUAUUUCACCGUUACUAGAGGUCUCUAGUUGACUGGUGGUGAUUGGGGGAAAGGGGCAAUGUGACAGAGUGGGCAGGCUGCAUGCAGGUUGAAAUGACAGCAGCGGGUUUAACUGUAUGCAAAAGCGAUAAAGUGCCAAUAAUCCGAACGCGGCGGCACUUCAUUUGGCUGCGCACUUCACUCGCAUAACUCUAAAAAAAAUCGCCACAUGCAACACUUGUAUUCAGCCUGUCCAGACUUCUUGCUUCGCUGAAUCGCUGGCUGGAACACACAUACACAUUCUAUUUACAUCUUUCCCUGAGCGAGUAACUUGUAGAGAUGUGUGUGAAUGUAAAAUUAAAUGUACAGACCAUAGUUACAUCUACAUUAAUUUUACAUUAAUAUAAAUCUACUCAUGUUCAUGUUAAUUUCUUAUCCAGGUAAGAGACAGCAGAGUAUUUUGGGUUUUUUUAACCCACCCAAAAAAGUGAAGAGGCAGCAGACAGUGUUAGAGCAGACAGAGGAUACACCAGAAGGAGAGGAUUGUGAGCAAGUGCAGGAGCAUGAGAGAGAGGAGCAGGAGCAGGAGGGAGAGGAGUGUGAGCAGCAACAGGAUGAGACAGAGGAGUGUGAGCAGCAGCAGGAGCAUGAGGGAGAGGAGGAGCAGCAUCAGGAUGAGACAGAGGAGUGUGAGCAGGAGCAUGAGGGAGAGGAGUGUGAGCAGCAUGAGGGAGAGGAGGAGCAGCAUCAGGAGCAUGAGGGAGAGGAGGAACGCGAGCUUCCACCUGGAGCUCAUGAUAUAUCAAAGUCAAAGUUGGAAGGCCCAACCCAGCCACACCUGAAAGCCUUUCCGAAGACCAUGCAAGGCUGUGCACAGCGAUCAUUUCGAAAAGACUGGUAUGCUGAACACACAUGGCUUGAAUAUUCACAAGCACAAAAUGCAGCAUAUUGUUUUGCUUGCAGGCAUUUUGGCUUUUCGAAAGGGCAGGGCACUGUUUUCACAUCGAAAGGGGGUUACUCCAACUGGAAAAAGGCCACUAACAAAGAUGGGGGGUUUACUUUGCACAGCAAGUCAGAGGCACAUGGAAAUGCAAUGAUGGCAUGGGGGGAACACCAAAAAAUGACAAAAAACAAAACAUCAGUUCUGGGGAUGAUGAGCAAAACAAAUAAAGAUCAAAUUGAAGAAAAUAAGCAUUACUUAAAAACUCUAGCUGAAGUCCUGCUCCUCACAGCUACGCAAAACAUUGCCCUACGUGGUCAUAAUGAAUCAGAGACAUCAAAAAACCAGGGAAAUUUUCGCGAAAUUUUAAAUCUGGUGAGCAAGCACGACCCCUUUGUUAAAAAAAGGUCAAAUGUGAGUAAACUGGGAGAGCAUGUGAGGAAGUGA